AUGUCGUUCUUCAACCAGUUCCAUAAAAAGGGCACCAAUAUCACCAAAGUCUCAGAAACCAUAAAAGUCACCAGAACUAUCGUGCCUGCAUCGAAAACCGCGAAACCAUCCCCUCCUCCUCCUCGCGAGCCACGUUACGUCAGUAGUAACGGCUCCGCCACUAACCUCACGAAUAACUCCCAACCGUCCCGCAAGAGGAAGCUCCAAUCAUCGCGCGCCGAUACUCCAAACUCCAGUGGUAGUGGUAGCAGCAGUGUUUACUUCCCCACUGAUAUCCGAUCAUCAUCAUCUACACCUAUCAAGAAGCAGAAAUCUAGGACUACUCUUGCUAAACGUACACCGGAACUUGAAAACCGCUUGUCAAGUAGUGAGGACGAGUCGGACAAUAACUCUGAGAUGUCGGAUUUACGACGGAAGAGCCGGGCAAGUCGGUCGCUGGAGUCCGAUGUCACGAUAUACUCCGGUGAAAAGAGGAACAUGGUAAAUCCGGACUCAUUCACGGACCGUCCGCUCAGGAUUGUGGAUGCGCGGAGUAUCGCCAAUCUUAGCACCGGGGGGUAUAAACUAUACUUCCCGCAGGAUCUAGGACUCCCCACCGAUGUCUCAGUACACCACGUCGGUAGUCCCUUGACCGAGAAAUACAGCCUCGUAAUACCAGACGAUCUCGACGAAUUCAGACCUAUUGAUGAUAUCUCUUCCACAGUCGAAACAGUCGCCAAAUGCCUUAUGACGAAUGAUCAAGCGGAAGCUAUUCUUAACGAGGAGAACGGUAUCUUACGAAGACUCAACCGAUUCAAGAAUACGAAGAAGCAGAGGGACUACAUGUGUGUUUUGAAGGAAUAUAAUGUUUUGGUGAGGGAUAUGAGGAAGAACGGGAUGAUGAAGCAGAAUAUUGAGAAUUUGGAAGCUUUGCCGAGUACCCUGGUAGAUUACAUCCUUACACAGUGUUAUCAGAGAGUAGUCUCGAAAGAGGCUAAGUUAGUGAAGGAGGAUGAGAAAGCAUUUACGGAUAACGUAUACGGCGAACUCUUAGGACCUCUUCUACGACAGAUGUUUCAGAAGGCUGGACUUCGGCCAUCCUCAGUUUUUGUCGAUUUAGGGUCCGGUGUUGGUAAUGCGGUUCUCCAUACUGCUCUCGAAUACGGAUGCGAAAGCUGGGGUGUCGAGAUGAUGGCUCGAGCGGCGAAAGUCGCUGAGAAUCAGGCGAAGGAGUUUAAAUAUCGCACAAGACUCUGGGGUAUUAACACUGGCAGUGUGACACUGAAGCAUGCAUCGUUCUUUAAUUGCGACGAGAUAGACGCAGCAAUGAAGCGUGCUGACGUGCUGCUCGUCAAUAACUUCGCCUUUCAAGCCAAGACCAACGAUCAAUUAGUUCUGAAGUUUCUCGAUCUGAAAGACGGUGCAAAGAUUAUAUCCCUCAAACCCUUCGUUGAAGCUGGAAGAGUUAUAAAUGAUCGCAAUUGCGGGGAUCCACUGAAUAAUUUCCGUAGCGAAACGUUUGAGGCAUUCGGUGGCGGUAACGUCAGUUGGACUGAUAGUAGUCUGAAGUGGUAUCUUACGACCGUUGAUCGGGAACCAGUGAGGAGUUAUUGGAAACAGGCCGAGAGACCUCGAAGAAGAUGA
Molecule: messenger RNA, 1623 nt
Organism: Orbilia oligospora ATCC 24927
Lineage: Eukaryota; Fungi; Ascomycota; Orbiliomycetes; Orbiliales; Orbiliaceae
Exons: 4
Coding region: 1-1623 (540 amino acids)
Biological process (GO): DNA repair; DNA damage checkpoint signaling; subtelomeric heterochromatin formation
Cellular component (GO): nucleus; nucleosome
Molecular function (GO): histone binding; histone H3K79 methyltransferase activity
Source: RefSeq, a predicted model, not a curated record